GAAUCAUCUGGGCGGCAGCGGGCGGCCCCGGCUAGCGGCCACGAGCCGCUUCUGCGGCUGCCAAGAGGAGCGAAGGUCGCCGGUCUCGUGUUGUCCCCCUCUCCGCCCCCCAGGAGGGGCGAGAGGGAGCCGCGGCUGAUGUCAGAAAUACACUUUCGGGAAAUGGCCCCUAAAUCUUGGCUGAAUUUUUUAACCUUCCUCUGUGGAUCAGCAAUUGGAUUUGUUUUAUGUUCUCAGCUAUUUAGUAUUUUAUUAGAAGAACAAGUUGACACCCAGCCUAAUAUUCUUCAUAAUGAUCCUCAUGCUAGGCAUUCAGAUGAUAAUGGACAGAAUCAUCUAGAAGGACAGAUGAACUUCAAUGCAGAUGCUAGCCAACAUAAAGAUGAGAACACAGACGUCGCUGAAAACCUCUAUCAAAAGGUUAAAAUUCUUUGCUGGGUUAUGACAGGGCCUCAAAAUCUAGAGAAAAAGGCCAAACAUGUCAAAGCUACAUGGGCCCAGCGUUGUAAUAAAGUGUUGUUUAUGAGUUCAGAAGAAAAUAAAGACUUCCCUGCUGUGGGAUUGAAAACCAGAGAAGGCAGAGACCAACUAUACUGGAAAACAAUUAAAGCUUUUCAGUAUGUUCACGAUCAUUAUUUAGAAGAUGCUGAUUGGUUUAUGAAAGCAGAUGAUGAUACGUAUGUUAUACUAGACAAUUUGAGAUGGCUUCUCUCAAAAUACAAUCCUGAAGAACCCAUUUACUUUGGGAGAAGAUUUAAGCCCUUUGUAAAGCAGGGCUACAUGAGUGGAGGAGCAGGAUAUGUACUGAGCAAAGAAGCCUUGAAGAGAUUUGUUGAUGCAUUUAAAACAGACAAAUGUACACAUAGCUCCUCCAUUGAAGAUUUAGCACUGGGGAGAUGCAUGGAAAUUGUAAAUGUAGAAGCAGGAGAUUCCAGAGAUCCCACUGGAAAAGAAACUUUUCAUCCCUUUGUACCUGAACAUCACUUAAUCAAGAGUUAUCUACCUAGAACCUUUUGGUACUGGAAUUAUAACUAUUAUCCUACUGUAGAGGGUCCUGGUUGCUGUUCUGAUCUUGCAGUUUCUUUUCACUAUGUUGAUCCUACAACUAUGUAUGAGUUAGAAUACCUCGUUUAUCAUCUUCGUCCAUAUGGUUAUUUAUACAGAUAUCAACCUGCCUUACCUGAGAAUAUACUAAAGGAAAUAAGUCGAGAAUACAAAAAAGAAGAUCCAAAAGUGAAAUUGGAAAACCUCGAAAGAAAAACAAAUGAACAGAGGUAAAAUGUCUAGCACUGCACUGAAGAAGAACUUCUGCAUUUCUGAUAUAGAACACUGGAAUCUCAGUGAGGAAUUCUAAGUGAACAUUCCGUAUUAGAGAUCUUUCAUAUGAAUGACUGUAAACUGAAGCUUUAAGUGAGCUGUGAAGUCUGUUAAAAUGUUUUGAUACAGUAAUAUAUAUAUGAAAAAUAUGUGUUUUUAAAAUGGUGGCCAGGCAGAGGGACUAGAAAAGAGAUUUUGUUGCCUGUUCCUGACCACAUGUAUUAUUGUCACUGAGAAACUAAAACAGUUAAAUUUGCUAAAACUACACUGCACCAUGUUAGUAACACACACAUGAUGCUAAACAGAUCUGCCUUAAAGAAAAUUUUAGAAGGAAAUACUGUUGCUCGGUGUUGUUCAUAAACUCAAGACAUGAGUUUAUAUUUACAGUGUGAUAUAAAUGAACCAAACUCCUCCCACAUUCACAUGCAGUUUUUGUCUAAUGAAAAUUUAGCUGUUCAUGAUUGGCAGUAUUUCUUCCAGAAGAAGGUAGACUAAGAAUGGCACGUGUCCUAAAGUGCAUUAAUAAAACCACAUUUUGAAAUU
This is a messenger RNA of Ceratotherium simum simum (southern white rhinoceros), 1860 nucleotides long. RefSeq names its product core 1 synthase, glycoprotein-N-acetylgalactosamine 3-beta-galactosyltransferase 1 (gene C1GALT1). Gene Ontology annotation, cellular component: membrane. Gene Ontology annotation, molecular function: N-acetylgalactosaminide beta-1,3-galactosyltransferase activity. Lineage: Eukaryota; Metazoa; Chordata; Mammalia; Perissodactyla; Rhinocerotidae. The record is from RefSeq and is a predicted model, not a curated record.